Molecule: messenger RNA, 2369 nt
Organism: Heterocephalus glaber (naked mole-rat)
Lineage: Eukaryota; Metazoa; Chordata; Mammalia; Rodentia; Bathyergidae
Gene: Lime1
Product: Lck interacting transmembrane adaptor 1
Biological process (GO): B cell receptor signaling pathway; T cell receptor signaling pathway
Cellular component (GO): B cell receptor complex
Molecular function (GO): protein kinase binding
Source: RefSeq, a predicted model, not a curated record
GUACCCCGUGGUGCCCAACACUCGGGUGCUGCUGGAGGCGUGGCGAUGGCCCUGGGCAGCAGAGGUGGUGAGGCAGGUUUGGGGGUUCAGAGCAGCGCUCGGUGGCUGCUGAUGACCAAGUGGACCUCCUGCCCGCCUCGUCAGCCCUGUCCCCUCCAGUCUGGAGAGGACGUGAGUCAGGCUUUCAGAACAGUGGCUUGCGGCACAGUGAGUCACAAUGAGAUCUUGGGUGGGGCUACAAGUGGAUGAGGCUGAGUGGUGGCUGCAGCAGGAGCAGCUGCAUCUGAGGGUUGAGUGGCUGCUGGGAGGCACUGAGUCGGGCAGGAAGUGAGGUGAGGGGCUCACUGAGGACCCACAAAGACCUUCCUGGCUGCCCCAGACAGGGCUAAGGAGGAGCUGUGCCGUACGUAGCCUUGGUAAGCUGCUCCAUCCUCCAGCACGGGCAGAUCCCCAAGCCUCUUGGCACUCCUGGGAUCAGGGAGGGCACUAGGCUGUGUCCAGGUUAGUGGUCUUCCCCCACCCUCAUGCAAGAAACCAACUCCUAUAGGCUGGAUAGACUCACCCUGACCCCCAGAGACCACCCCCUCACUUUCUGACUCCUGCAGAUUUCAGGUGGGUGCCCAGCCCCCAGCCUUGCUAAGACCGAUCCUAGGAAGGGUGUAGGUCUUGAGGGGGCACUCAGUGCCUGAAAGCAGCCGAGUCCUGCCUGCUGAUCCUCCCACCCGCCCCCGCCGCCCAUUCCAGCUUCUCAGGGAGCCAGGCUCCAUAGUGAGUGGCUUAGGGGCACCACCUCGGACAAGGGGCCACACCUGGGUAGAGUGGCUACAGAUGAGGUCUGUGGGCUGUGACAGUCCGGGGGUAUGACUCUGGGGCUUCCCCAGAUCUUGGGUUUAGGCUACAGUGACCACAGCCUUGGUCAGGUCACAGCUGCCCUGGCCAUACUCCCCUAUCACCAUAGCUGCUGCCUCUCACUGUGAAGGGGCUCAGCCAGAGGCAGGAAGGUAGGCGCCCCUCCACAAUGGCAGAGCUGCAAGGCCUGGGGCUUUGUGUGUGCUGAGUCAGAGCCAAGGAGAGAAGCCCACCAAGGGAGUGAGCUGCACAAGUGGAGCAAGAGGGGUGUGCCAGACCCCUCAGCCAUCCCCUAGUACCCCUCUCUUCUGUCCCCAGGGCCCUGCUUCACAGGAUGGGGCCGCCAGUGCCUGUGGCCCUGCCAGCCAUCUGGGUGCUAGGGUGUUUCUCUCUGCUCCUCUGGCUGUGGGCGUUGUGCACAGCCUGCCACAGGAAGCAGGUGCAGAGCCAGCAGGCAAGACUGCAGGACACUGUGAUGCUGGCAGAAACGUCCCUGCUGAGACAGACUCAUCUCUGCCCCCUCAGCAAGUCUGACACCAGGCUGCAUGAGCUGCACCGCGGUACCCAUGGCAGCAAAGGUGAGGUGACUACCAGAAGGACACAUGGGGAGUGGCUGGCUGCAGCUUGGGACCACACCUGCUGUCCACCCCUAAUGGCCUCUGGCCUGACCUUACCCAUAGCCCUGAGGCCUGCCAGCAUGGAUCUCCUGCACCCACACUGGCUAGAAGUUUCCAGGGGUAGCGCCAGACCACUGGCAGCCCCCUCUGCCUUCCCACGUCAGCAGCUGCCGGGGCCCCCAUCUGCGACUGCCUUCACACUGUCCACUGGUCCUGAGGCCACCUAUUCUAAUGUGGGGCUGGCUGCCAUCCCUAGAGCUAGCCUGGCUGCCAGCCCUGUGGUAUGGGCAGGGACACGGCUGACCACUGGCUGUGACAGGCCAGGGCACUGGGCCAGACCUGUACUGGCUGAGUAUGCCUCCAUCCAGAAGCUCAGAGGGUCAGAUCCGGGCCCCCAAGAACUGCAGCAAGGGAAGACUGAGGUGACCCCAGCUGCUCAGGUGGACAUCCUGUACUCCAGGGUCUGCAAGCCUAGAAACAGGGACGCAGGGCCCGCCACAGACCCACCGGGCCGUGAGGGCACAGGAGCAGUUCUGACCCUGGAGACUGGCUUAACCUAUGAACCGCUCCCUCCUAGGGGCCUGGACAUGGACAGCAAUCCCCUGGAAAAUGUGUAUGAAAGCAUCCAGGAUGUGGGGACCCCUGAAAGUCCAGAGCCCUCCAUUCUGCCUAUUAGCAUAAGCGGACAUAUGUAGAGCAGAAGACCCUGCCUCUGCCUUCCUCUGCCUAGGGAAGGUUUGGAGUGUGGCCCCCCUGUGUCCUGAGCACCCAGUACCUGUGCUCCUUCCUCCAGCUUGAGCCCCCCGGUGAUUGAGGCCUGUGUACUUCCACUGCGUUGCUGUGUCCACGUGGUCUCUCCUCUCCCAACUUGAGUCCUAAUAAAUCCAACCACUGGAGGACGGA